GCUGCCUACAGAGAGGAGCUCAAACCCCAGAUGACUCCUAUAUUGAUCAUUUAAUCUGUCCCUGUAUACAGUAAUGUGAGAAGGUCACUUAAAAUGAUGGGUAAGGUGUUUUAAAAUAAAACUAACAAAGAUUAAGCUUCUGUUUGUAGAAUAUUUGUGUAUAUUUCUGUAUAUAAAGAACAGAAUCUGAUGACUAAAUCUAUUGGUAUAAAGCUGCUGAUCUCAUUCACUCUUAAAAAAAAUUAUUUCAUGUUUGGGUUAAAUAUGGACAUUUUAUUGGUUGAUUUAAACCAACUAUUGGGUUUGUCCAUUAUGUCUAUGGUUCAAAACUAAAUAUUGAAAUAUUGUAAGUAGGUUACCCCUAUAGUUUUGGCAGGAUUUUAUAUUUUUAUAUUUAUAGUUGACUUUAAUUAUGACUUUAUAUGUAAUAGAUUAAUCCAGGGGAGUAACAUCCAACCAAAACAUUUUGAUAAAUCUGACAAUUUGAUUUGACAAUUUGAUGGCACCUAUCAGCCAUGUUAUGAGAAUUCCCUUCAGGCAACGUGAGGAUUUCAAAACGACCAUUUAGUAGUUGGUUUUCUGUUUAAGCUCUCUGUGUCUAUUAAUAGAUGGUUAAUGAAAACCAUUCAAAGGAGAGCACCUGUGGGCACGCUUGUUUGCUCUGCGCUAAUUACUCUGAAAAGGCUCCACCUUUGGGGCUUCCAGAGCAAUUUCUGCAGAAAUAAUGACUAAACCCGAAGCUGCAUCUUGGGUCACAUGAAUUGGCGGACAUUUGUCUUUUAGUUAAUGAGGAACUGCCAUUGAAAUGAUCAGUCGUUGCUCGAGGCAAAAGUUGUUCAGAUGGAACCGCCGCUCAUAAUGGGUUAUAUGUAUAUAGCAACUAAAUGAAGGUCACUUGUUGGAAAUUUUUGUGAUUGAGGCGACUAUACUGUCUGCUUCCAACCAUUUCGGCGUAUAUAAUCUUAAUAUUCUCAAAUAUUUAAGAAUCUUGGUUCAUGACAUUUUACUAGUAAUGCAAAUUCAAUUCAAUAAUAUAAAAUUAAACGCAAAUGCUAACUUGCUUAAGUUGCCUGUGUCUCAGAUAUUUCUCUGGAAGAAAAAGACCACGAAAUCUCACAAAUGUCUAUCACUAACUGAGCUCAGAUUUGCAAUCGAUAUUUUGUCAAUAUUUUUGAAGAUUUCAAUUUGACAUUUCUCAGCAAAUUUACCUGAAUCAGAUUUGUUUUCCACAUUAAUUUUACAGUUCCUCACUCCUAUUGUAUUUUAACAAUUUGCUGCUGUCCUUCUGAAACCUCAUAUCUCAUAUCUUUUUGCCAUGAAUCAUUAUUAUUAUACCCUUUAUGUUUGUCACUAGGUUUUGCAAGUAUCUAACCAAUAAAAACUAUUAAAAAGUGCUUGUCAACUUUGGCAACACAGUAUUUGUUUCAUUUAAAAAGUACAGUGUGUUUUCCAUUUCCUGGAAAACAGCAAAAUUGGACAUCCGAGGUUUUGGAAGGACAGCGACAAAUUGUCUUUUUUUUCCCCUAAGCAAUUUUAGGCAAAACAUCUGAGACAUCUUGAUACAUAAACACAGCACAACAGAAAAAAUCUAAUUAAUUCAGAUGUCAAUUCUACAGACUGCAGUCGACCUUGAAACCUGUGUCAAGGAUAUCUUGCCAAAGAUCUUUGUCAUUACAUGUUCUCAUGAUGUUUACAAGCCCCAGUACAAGCUCAAGGCCCUACAGCAACAAUUAAAAGUUAAUGACCCGUAAAAAAGCUCCUGAAUUUGUUCUCAGACUACUUAAACAUUCAAAUGUGGUUCCUUCCGGCUCAGGUAUAAUAUAACCCUUGGUACCUCCUGCUGCUUUUACUCAGUUAAUAUAUUUAUGGUGGAGAUACCACAGGCCAAUGAAGGGAUGAAUCUGACAACAACCAGAAGCCAAUUCCCAGUGUCUUCACUGAGCAACGGAGACCACCGUAAAUUCAGUUUGGGAGGAUGUAGCAGUUACGAUACAGACAGCAUCGUUUCCAGCAGCUCUGGGGUCUUUUCUGGAUAUGACACGUUGGAUGCCCCACCGAAUUAUGACUUCUAUACCAAUACUGAAGUUUUUGGAAGAGCAAAGAAAUCAAGACCUUCUCUCUUUCAGCUUCACUCCAACCCUCAGGAUGACCCCUCUCCACCUCCGCUAUAUGAGGAGAACAGUGAGGACAAGCAGAGUCCAGAGGAAGAUGAACCCGCAGAACCUCCACCUGAACCAACUCGCUUUGGUUGGGCUCAGGGAGUCAUGAUCCGCUGUAUGCUGAAUAUCUGGGGAGUUAUUCUGUAUCUGAGGCUUCCUUGGAUCACAGCUCAAGCAGGGAUUGGUCUGACAUGGGUUAUAAUCCUGGUUUCCUCCUCUAUAACCGGCAUCACUGGACUGUCCACAUCAGCUAUUGCCACUAAUGGCAAAGUUAAAGGAGGUGGAACAUAUUUUCUUAUCUCUCGUAGCUUGGGCCCAGAGCUCGGUGGCUCAAUCGGGCUUAUAUUCGCGUUUGCCAAUGCUGUUGCCGUGGCCAUGCACACCGUGGGCUUUGCUGAAACAGUCCAGGCUCUCAUGCAGGAGAGUGAAGUUAGCAUGGUAGACCGGCUGAAUGAUAUCCGCAUCAUCGGUGUGAUUACUGUCACCUGUCUGCUGGCCAUCUCAAUGGCUGGAAUGGAAUGGGAAUCCAAGGCCCAAGUCAUGUUCUUCUUCAUCAUUAUGAUCUCGUUUGCCAGUUACAUAGUGGGUACCAUCACCCCAUCAACUCCAGAGAAGGAAUCCAAAGGAUUUUUCAGCUACAGAGCUGAUAUUUUUGCGACAAACUUUGUGCCCGGCUGGCGUGGUCUGGAGGGCAGUUUCUUUGGCAUGUUUUCCAUCUUCUUCCCCUCAGCUACAGGCAUCCUUGCGGGGGCCAACAUCUCUGGAGAUCUCAAGGAACCCAAUGUUGCUAUACCCCGUGGUACAAUGCUGGCUAUUUUUUGGACCACUAUAUCCUACCUCAUUAUUUCAGCUACUAUUGGCUCCUGUGUAGUGCGAGAUGCCUCUGGUUUAAAUGAAUCCUUCAUUCCGACUGUGCUUCAAGGGGAAUGCUUGGGAGUGGCCUGCAACUAUAACUGGGACUUCACUGAAUGCAUCGCCAACAAGACCUGCCCUUAUGGACUCAUUAAUAAUUACCAGACUAUGAGCUUGGUGUCUGCAUGUGCUCCUCUCAUCACUGCUGGCAUUUUCGGAGCCACACUUUCAUCAGCUUUGGCUUGCUUGGUGUCCGCCCCCAAAGUUUUCCAGUGCCUCUGCAAGGACAACCUGUAUCCAGGCAUUGGAUUUUUCGGCAAAGGUUAUGGAAAGAAUAACGAACCAUUGAGAAGCUACCUGCUAGCAUAUGUCAUUGCUAUAUGCUUCAUCCUUAUUGCUGAGCUGAACACCAUUGCUCCCAUCAUUUCCAACUUUUUCCUCUGCUCUUACGCCCUUAUCAACUUUAGUUGCUUCCAUGCCUCCAUCACUAACUCACCAGGAUGGCGUCCAACGUUUCGAUUCUACAGCAAGUGGUUGUCUUUGCUAGGAGCAGUGGUUUCUGUGAUUAUCAUGUUUCUGUUAACCUGGUGGGCCGCUCUUAUAGCCAUUGGCAUUGUCAUCUUUCUGCUAGGAUAUGUGCUAUAUAAGAAGCCCUCUGUCAAUUGGGGCUCAUCAGUGCAAGCCAGCACAUACAACAUGGCGCUAUCUCACUGUAUAGGUCUUAACCAGGUGGAAGACCAUAUUAAAAAUUACAGGCCACAGUGUCUGGUUCUCAGCGGGCCGCCCUGCAUGAGGCCUUCCAUGGUGGAUUUCAUCAGCACCUUCACCAAGAACCAGAGUCUGAUGAUAUGUGCGAAUGUCAUCAUGGGAGGACCCACAACAGAUGCUGUGGACUCGGCCAACACCUCAAUUCAUUUAAACUGGCUAAACAAGCGACGUAUAAAGUCGUUCUACCACACUGUAGUGGCCGAUGACUGUCGCUCUGGCGUGCAGAUGUUACUGCAGAGUACGGGUUUGGGUCGGAUGAGACCUAAUGUUCUUGUGAUGGGAUAUAAAAGGAACUGGCGUAAAGCUCAACCAAGCAACAUCGAUAACUAUAUUGGAAUUUUGCACGAUGCAUUUGUCUCUCAAUACGGUGUAUGUAUUCUUCGGAUGAAAGAGGGUCUUGACAUAAGUCGAACGAUGCAGGCACAUGUAAAUCUAGGGUUUGAGACAUCCACUGAAAAAGGAAUUGGCACGAGAAGCCCCACUGACACAACAACAACACCCACAAUUGAAACAUCAUUGGACCCUGAAACACUUAUGGCCAUGUCCCAGCCUGCCACUGUGUUUCAGUCUAGGCAAGGAAAGAAGACCAUUGAUGUGUACUGGGUUUCUGAUGAUGGGGGUCUGACUCUUCUGCUGCCUUAUCUCCUGACCCGUAAAAAGCGCUGGGCCAGAUGCAAAGUGAGGGUGUUUGUGGGAGGUGAUGUUCAACAGAUUGAGGAACAGAAACAAGAGCUCAAGGGUCUGAUCAGCAGGUUUCGUCUGGGUUUCCAGGAUAUUCAAGUCCUUCCUGACAUCAAUGGAAAACCACAGUCUGAGAACAUAAAGAGAUUUGAAGAUCUUAUAGCUCCUUAUAGAGUAAGCACAGUCCAAAAGAAUGAUCAAGCUGCUGAUGAGACAACAAAGGAUUAUCCCUGGAUGGUGUCUGAUUAUGAGGUGGAAAAGUUCAAAGCUAAGUCCCUUCGACAGAUCCGUCUGAGUGAAGUUAUUCAGGACUACUCAAGAGAUGCUGCGUUGAUUGUUGUAACCAUGCCUGUGGGGAGAAGAGGUGCGUGUCCUAGUGCCCUUUACAUGGCUUGGCUAGAGAGUGUGUCACGUGACCUUCGACCUCCGGUUCUCCUUGUGCGAGGCAAUCAGGAGAAUGUGCUGACACUGUAUUGCCAAUAAACGGCAUCUUUUCCUGACAGAACUGUUCACAGACCUACAUCCAAUGGAAAGAAAAUCAACUAUUUGUAAUUGGCUUGUCAAAGUUAUGACAUUUGUAUUCUUUAAUGUUGUGUUUAAUACUUGUGCUGUUGUUUGCAAGGUUUGUCCAUAUUGGAAACCUGUUAACUUGCUAUUGAAAAUGUUAAAUGUCAUAUAAGGUAAUAGUUUUUGCUGCUUAUGAUCUUAUGCACUUUCUUCAUAAACAAACAUAAGUCUGUAUUCACGCAGUUUCCACUUAAAGGCACAGAUUAAGUGUAGUAAUUAAUUUACAAUUCUAUCUGUUAAUUCAAAAGCUAAACAAUUUGCUUAUUUUAAUGACAACUUAAAAAUUAUAAAUUAUAUUUAAUAAAGGACUAGUUACGU
This is a messenger RNA of Triplophysa rosa, 5345 nucleotides long. RefSeq names its product solute carrier family 12 member 3 (gene slc12a3). Bases 1866 to 4943 code for a protein of 1025 amino acids. Gene Ontology annotation, cellular component: membrane. Lineage: Eukaryota; Metazoa; Chordata; Actinopteri; Cypriniformes; Nemacheilidae. Gene Ontology annotation, molecular function: sodium:potassium:chloride symporter activity. Gene Ontology annotation, biological process: chloride ion homeostasis; cell volume homeostasis; sodium ion transmembrane transport. The record is from RefSeq and is a predicted model, not a curated record. The transcript is spliced from 26 exons.